This is a messenger RNA of Copidosoma floridanum, 3973 nucleotides long. RefSeq names its product kinesin light chain (gene Klc). Gene Ontology annotation, cellular component: kinesin complex; cytoplasm. The record is from RefSeq and is a predicted model, not a curated record. NCBI's taxonomy places the organism in Eukaryota, Metazoa, Arthropoda, Insecta, Hymenoptera, Encyrtidae. Gene Ontology annotation, biological process: microtubule-based movement. Gene Ontology annotation, molecular function: kinesin binding.
AGGACCUGCACACACACGGACCCCUCGCUGAUUUUUCCCUCACUCGCAACUGUUACGCUCGUCUCUCGUUUUCGUGUGUCAACGCGGACGCGCGCCUUAACCAACUACAGCGUCGUCUGGGCUCGGAUGUAACAAACUGUGUGUACGUAGACUUUUUGGUGCGGCUCACCAUAGUGGAGGAGGCGGAAGACGAAGCGCACGGUGAUCGAUAGGCUUAUAAAGAAGAGGAGCCAGACAGACAGACAGACAUACGCGAGGGGGCAGAAGGAGAAAGGAGACGAGGGAUCGAGUCGUGUAUGGGGGUCUCCUCUUGUUUUCCACCCCCGCAAGCGCACAGUGGUGGAGCGAACGCGACGUGAGUCGCUCGUGGUAGUGCUCCGUGUUUCUCGUGGGAUCGUCGAUUGAGACAUUUUGGGGGGGGGGGAAUCAUCGAGGAUACAGCAAAAAGAAGGCUGGACCAAUGGGUCGUACGGAUAUGUCGAAGACGCUCAACGCCUACAGAAUCAAAAAAAUCGAGACGAUCGGUAGAAUGACGGCCAUGACGCAGGAGGAGAUAGUGGCCGGGGCGCGGACGGUGGCCCAGGGCCUGGAGGCGUUGAGGGUGGAGCACACGGGCCUCUUGAGCGGCAUGCAGUCCCAGGAGGCGCCUGCCGCGCGGGACAAGGCCGGCCUCAUCUCGAAGAACAUCGAGAUGAUCGAGCUCGGGCUGGGCGAGGCCCAGGUCAUGCUGGCGUUGGCCAGCCACUUGCAGAUGAUCGAGGCGGAGAAGCAAAAGCUACGCACCCAGGUCAGGAGGCUGUGCCAGGAGAACGCGUGGCUCAGGGACGAGCUGGCAGGCACCCAGCAGAAGCUACAGGCGAGCGAACAGGCGGUGGCACAGCUGGAGGAGGAGAAGCGGCACCUGGAGUUCAUGGCGAGCAUUAGGCAGUACGACGCGGACCCACCGGCGGACGACGAGAAUUCAAAGGACCGGCCCAAGGACGACCUCGUGGUCGACCUGUUCCCCGACGACGACGCCGAGGAGCGAAACAGUAAGUCAAUGUCUCCGACCCCGCCGUCGCAGUUCGCGCAGCAGGUGAAUGCUGGGUACGAGAUACCGGCGAGGUUGCGUACUCUGCACAACCUCGUGAUCCAGUACGCGAGCCAGGGCCGCUACGAGGUCGCGGUACCUCUGUGCAAGCAGGCCCUCGAGGAUCUCGAAAAAACCUCCGGCCAUGACCACCCGGACGUUGCGACGAUGCUCAACAUCCUCGCCCUCGUCUACCGCGACCAGAACAAGUACAAGGAGGCUGCCAAUCUGCUCAACGACGCCCUGGCCAUUCGCGAGAAGACCCUCGGCGAGAACCAUCCGGCUGUCGCUGCCACCCUCAACAACCUCGCCGUGCUCUACGGCAAACGAGGUAAAUACAAGGAAGCCGAGCCGCUGUGCAAGCGCGCCCUCGAGAUCCGGGAGAAGGUCCUGGGCACCGAUCACCCGGACGUGGCGAAACAGCUGAACAAUCUCGCGCUGCUCUGCCAGAAUCAGGGCAAGUACGAGGAGGUCGAGCGCUACUACCAGCGCGCCCUCGAGAUUUACGAGGCGAAACUCGGACCCGACGAUCCCAACGUCGCCAAGACCAAGAACAAUCUCGCCUCCUGUUACCUCAAACAGGGCAAGUACAAGGACGCCGAGGUGCUCUACAAGCAGGUACUCACCAGGGCUCACGAGCGCGAGUUUGGCGCCAUCGACGGCGACAACAAGCCCAUCUGGCAGGUGGCAGAGGAGCGAGAGGAGAACAAACACAGGAACAAAGAGAACGCGCCUUACGGGGAGUACGGUGGCUGGCACAAGGCGGCUAAGGUCGACUCCCCUACCUUCAACACGACACUGAAGAACCUCGGCGCGCUCUACCGAAGACAGGGCAAGUACGAGGCAGCCGAGACGCUCGAGGACUGUGCAAUUAGAUCGCGGCGAGAGGCCCUGGAUCUGGUGAAGCAGCCAAAGGUCGCGCAAAUCCUUGGCGACGAAAAGGGCUCGAAUCGACGGGGCUCACGGACGAGUUUGACCAACAGCGAACACGAGCAACAGCACGAAGAGGGUCUCACACCGCUGGUGCAGCGGACGCUGAUGCUCGACGGACAUGGCAGCCAGAACGACGUUAGCCCUAACAGGCCGGGCUUCAAAAACAAGAUCUUCCACGUUCUCGGGAAUCUUGGCAUUCAUCCGUCGUCGUCGUCGUCGACGUAGGGGGAAGCAGAGGCGAAAAAGAGAAACCUGGGAUUGUUAUUUUAUCCACCGAUCGAUUAUCGGUACCUUACCGAUUUUAACUUUUUUUUUUUUUUUUUUUUUUUCUAGAAAUUAUUACUAUUCAAUGGUAAAUUUUAGUUUUAUCAGUUGAGUGGUGUGUGGCUGUACUGAGCCACGCAGUAUUUCGAAAAUUUUUGGUUUCACGGAGCGAGGAAACUUUGUUUGUGAUUCUAGACGUGCACGGUCGAGUGCAGAAUUUUUUAUAUUUUUUUCUUCAACGCAACAACAAAGAAAACUAUUAGAUUAUACAUUUAAAACGUGAAAAUUUUAAUUACUUCAAUGAUCAAGUUUUUCAUUGAUUUCUCGCUCCGUUUGAAAAUCAUCGCGAUUGUUGCAAACGAGCAAAUGCGAGUCUCGGACCAAGAAUAAAAUAGUUGUGCUCUAGCUUGGGAGCCUUGUAAUGUUUAACGUACCAAUGGUUCAAAUUUUUGCCAUCGCAAAGUGCAUGAAUAUUCUCCAUAUUUUGUCUUACGAAAAAUUAAAAGAUCAUUGUUGUAAAAUGAUCUCAGAGUUUGUUUUGAGGAAAAAAAAAAAAAAACCCUGCACGAGAGAAUUCGUGCGAGUAGACGAUAAUGUUGCAUUUUGACGCGAGCUUUGAAGUACAAACGGCUUGAUUGAAAAAAAAAAAAAAAAAAAAAAAUUCAUCAUUUAUUUUCUCGGUGAUACCGCUAUGUUUCGCACAGUAGGCAGAUAAAAAGGCAUUUAAACUACUUAAGAUUUCCCCGCGAUUAGAAAAAUAUUUUUCAAGUGCAUACACGUUUCUGAAAUUACGAUUUCAUAUUUUUGUAUGAUAAAGUACAUGUACAUUUCUUCUUUCUAUUUUUGACUGACGUAUAACCAAGAGAAAAUUUAAAGUUCCGAUUGAACGCUUGGUGCAUUGAAUGCAUUGUACACGCGUACGAGUUCCGAGAUCGAAGUCUUCCGAUCCAACAAUAUAUUGUUCGAUUUCCUUACCGGAAAACGAUAUGUGAUGAUUACGUUUCUAAGAGUGUUUUAAUUAAGAAGUUUAUAAAUUUAAAAUUUCGUUACUGAUUAACUGUAUAGAUAUCAUACACGUAUAAAUAGUACGCCUACAUAUCUUUUUCUUUGUUGUCAGUAUGUUUUAACUACUUAUGCACAUGAACAUUUAUGUGUUGUCGAGAGCUACAGAGUGUCUCUUACUAUAUAAUACCACUGCAUUUACGUUUAUGCUUUUAUGAAGAAAAAAAAUACGUUGACUUGUUGAGACGUUAAUUUUUUUUUUUUUUUUUUUAAUUGCAUGAGUUAGUAUAAAUUAAAUUUUUAUAAUAGAGUUGUAUUUUAUGGUUCGAAAUGAAGUUUUAAUUGUUAACUUUAGGAUACGACGUUUGAGGUGCUCUGUAGUAUUUCUACCAUAUAUUGUGUGAUUAACUUUCGUUUGUCCGAGAAAAUUAUUUCCUUUUAUUUUCAUUCAAUAGUUUAUUACUACGUUACUUCUAUAUAUGCGCUGGUAAUAAUUAAACUUUGAAGAUAAAAAAAAACUGCGAGCUCGUCCUUGGCAAAGGACUCCUUGCUGUUUGCUUUUUAAUUGAUUGACUUAAGCAUCGCAACAAAUAAAAAGUGAAAAACAGAUUAGUGCCUUAACGCUAACGAUAAAUUAAUGAACGAGUUGCAGAUAAAUAAAUAAGCUGUAGCAACUUUUUUUUUAUGAAAAAAAAAAAAAAAAAA